Brassica oleracea var. oleracea is the source of this 711-nucleotide messenger RNA. RefSeq lists its product as uncharacterized. The transcript is spliced from 2 exons. The record is from RefSeq and is a predicted model, not a curated record. NCBI's taxonomy places the organism in Eukaryota, Viridiplantae, Streptophyta, Magnoliopsida, Brassicales, Brassicaceae. Bases 1 to 711 code for a protein of 236 amino acids.
AUGCUGAAGAUGAGGACCUUAGCGAAGCAGUUCUUGCGCAUGGAGAUUCACAAUGGACAGUCUACUAGAUUCUGGACAGACAUAUGGCACCCUAGUGGUCGUUUGAUUGAAGUUGCUGGUGAAUCUGGAACGCAGAAGCUUGGUAUCUCUCGAUCAGCCCUGGUUUGUGAGACAUGGAAGCAAAUUCGAGUGAACAGACCAAUCAAACCGUGGAGUAAAGUGAUAUGGUUCUCUCUUGGAGUCCCCCGGUUUGCUUUCAUCACAUGGCUGGCAGUAGACAAUAGAUUGUCAACAGGUGACCGUAUGAGAACUUGGGGACAGGUGCAAGGAUGUUUGUUUUGUGGAGAGCCAAACGAGACAAGGGACCAUCUGUUCUUUGCCUGUCCAUAUACCUACACUCUCUGGACUGAAGUUGUGGGCACGCUACUGGGAAGACCUCCUGAUCCUGAUUGGGUAAGCACGCUUGAACACUUAACAACACAUAGUUUCAGCUAUCUUGGCUACAUUCUAUUGAGGUUAGUGUUUCAAGCUACAAUAUAUACGAUAUGGAGAGAAAUGAAUGAUAGAAGGCAUCUCAAGAAACCUAGACAACACCACCAAUUGGCGAAUAUUAUUGAUAAAACUGUACGCAAUCGGCUUUUAGCUACCAGAUAUUGGGAGAAGCAACGCAUGAGGAAGCUUAUGCAAGAGUGGUACAGAACACAUACAUAG